This is a messenger RNA of Acanthopagrus latus (yellowfin seabream), 1040 nucleotides long. It is a transcript of the gene c6h1orf50, whose product is annotated as chromosome 6 C1orf50 homolog. Lineage: Eukaryota; Metazoa; Chordata; Actinopteri; Spariformes; Sparidae. The coding region runs from base 136 to 714 and encodes 192 amino acids. The record is from RefSeq and is a predicted model, not a curated record. The transcript is spliced from 5 exons.
UAGGACCCCGCGAAGCCUCCAGUAGUUUUGGUCAGGUAUCAGCUGGUUAUAAAACCACCAGGUGGAAAGAGACCGUGUAUUUGACAACACUGGAGAAAAGCGGUUUGUCGUAAUAGGAGAAACAAGAAAGACAACAUGGACAAGACGGUCAGGACGGUCAGCCUUCCCACUCAGCCCGACAAAACCACCACAGUCAACCUGGUGGAGAGCAGCAGCGCCCCCAGCGGGCUGGAACUGGUCAGUUCCUAUCAGACCCACAGAGUGGGAGACCCCAUGGACCUGGUGGCCCUGGCAACACAAGUCCAGAAGGGGGAUGAUUUCAUUAAGGCCAAUGCUGGCAACAAACUGACAGUCAUUGCUGACCAGAUCCGAUACCUACAGGAGCAGGCCAGAAAGGUUUUAGAAGAGGCCAAAAGAGAUGCUGACCUCCACCAUGCUGCCUGUAACAUUGUGAAAAAGCCCGGCAACAUGUAUUACCUCUAUGAGCGGCAGUCCGGACAGAAAUACUUCUCCAUCAUCUCUCCUCAGGAAUGGGGUUCAAGUUGCCCUCACUCUUUCGUCGGUGCAUUCAAACUUCAACACGACAUGUCCUGGACCCCCAUCGAUGAGGUGGAGAAGAGGGACUCGGAGAUCGCCAUCAUGGAUAAACUACUGAGCCAGAAGACUGCCAUACCUCCUUAUGCAGGACCCAACUUCAGGGGCCUCUCUGAUUAGAGGACUGCUGAACUGGACUGAAUAAAGGACUGGAAUUUUUUAAAGGAUGCUGGCUAUAGUCUUAAUGAACAUCUACUUGAACUGACAGAUCCAUACAUGGACUGGAAUUGCUGAUAUCAAAACUGCCAUCACACAGUGUCUGUGUGACUUUUACUGAGUGAAGACUCAUAAUGUGUUACAAAAACUAUUGGUUUGUAUACAUAUUGUUCUGAUAUUGGAUGUAUACACUCAACCUUAACAGUCUUCGCUAAACUAGAAAAAUAUCAGAGUGGGUUAAUCUGGUUAGCCCGCGCAAGGAAUUUCUUCUGAAUAAAAUUAGAAAAAGA